CUCUUUAAACUGCUUUCACCGCCACACAAACGACAUUUUUUGGUAGUUCGCUCUGCUGUCCUCCUCCCUCACACACUCGUCGCAUCUCUCUGCGUGUUUCUGAGGAUAUUUCUUUCUCUGUCGGAAAACGAACACAGACGGAGCAGUGUGUUUUUUAAAAGGCUACUUCAGUGUGCGGAUAAAGCGGAGGAGGGUUAUCCGGGCCCUGGCAGCUGCCGGAGAGUCGGCUUGAAACGACGGAAUUCACCAUUUUCAGGCCGUGCACUGCCCUGCCAUGGAGAAGAUGAAGAGGAUUAAGAAGCGUCUGUCGUUAACACUCCGCCCAAGUCAGACCAUCGACGAGUCUCUGUCCGAACUGGCCGAGCAGAUGACCAUCGAGGACGGCGGCACCAAGGACAAUGAGCCCUUCAUGAGGAACGGCCGCCCACCCACCUCCCACAGCAUGCACUCGUUCCUGCACCAGUACACCGGCUCCUUCAAGAAGCCUCCCCUCCGCCGGCCACACAGCGUCAUCGGCGGCACCCUGGGGUCCUUCAUGGCAAUGCCACGCAACGGCAGUCGCCUGGACAUCGUGCAUGAGAACCUGAAGAUGGGUUCAGACGGGGAGAGCGACCAAGCAUCAGGAACGUCUUCAGACGAGGUUCAGUCUCCAACCGGCGUCUGCCUGAGGAACCGAGUCCACCGGCGAAUCUCCAUGGAGGACCUCAACAAGCGUCUAUCUCUGCCCGCCGACAUCCGAAUCCCUGACGGCUACCUGGAGAAGCUUCAGCUCAGCAGCCCGCCCUUCGACCAGCCGCUCAGCCGUCGCUCCCGCCGAGCCUCGCUGUCGGAGAUCGGUUUUGGGAAGUUGGAGACGUACAUUAAGCUGGACAAGCUGGGAGAGGGUACAUACGCCACAGUAUUUAAAGGACGCAGUAAGCUGACGGACAACCUGGUGGCGCUGAAGGAGAUUCGGUUGGAGCACGAGGAGGGAGCGCCAUGCACCGCCAUCAGAGAAGUGUCGUUACUGAAGGACCUCAAACACGCCAACAUCGUGACGUUACACGACAUCGUCCACACCGACAAGAGCCUCACGCUUGUGUUCGAGUACCUGGAUAAGGAUCUGAAGCAGUACAUGGAUGACUGUGGAAACAUAAUGAGCAUGCACAACGUGAAGGUCUUCCUGUUCCAGAUUUUGCGAGGGCUAUCGUAUUGUCACAAGAGGAAAGUUCUCCACAGGGACCUGAAGCCCCAGAAUCUCCUCAUCAAUGAGAGAGGAGAGCUCAAACUGGCUGAUUUUGGUCUCGCAAGAGCCAAGUCUGUCCCUACUAAGACUUACUCCAACGAGGUAGUGACCCUGUGGUACCGGCCUCCUGAUGUUCUCCUGGGUUCUUCAGAGUAUUCAACGCAGAUCGACAUGUGGGGUGUUGGCUGUAUAUUCUAUGAGAUGGCUGCAGGUCGGCCGCUGUUCCCCGGCUCCACAGUGGAGGACGAGCUCCACCUCAUCUUCAGGUUACUGGGCACGCCGACAGAGGAGAACUGGCCGGGAAUCUCCUCCAUCGAAGAGUUCAAAUCCUAUAACUUCCCCAAAUAUAAACCACAGCCGUUCAUCAACCACGCUCCCAGGCUGGACGGCGAAGGCAUCGAGCUGCUGCUUUCUUUCCUCAGAUACGAGUCCAAGAAGAGGAUCUCAGCCGAGGAGGCGAUGAAACAGUCCUACUUCAGACAGCUCGGGAUGAGAGUUCACACGCUGCCUGAGAGCGUAUCAAUAUUCACAUUAAAGGAGGUGCAGCUGCAGAGAGACCCCGGCUACAGGAACUCAUCGUACCCAGAGUCAGGUAACGGCAAGAUCAACAGGAGGCAGAGCAUGCUCUUCUAGUGUUUGAUGAAGAGGAUGGUCCACUGCCCAACUUCAUCAUCACUCCCCACCCUGACCAACCUCUGUCGCAUGAGCCCACCUCCCCGUCGGAGUGACCCCCACUUUACCUGCACACACACACGCACGCACACACACAUUAACACACACACACACACACACCCCUCUGAGAGAGUGACUCUGGGUUGAAUCUAUUUGGAGACUGUGUUUAUUUAUUUGGGAGUGGGAGGGGGGGUAGAAUUUUUUUGCUGCUAAACUACUACUGUCUGUAUUUAACACACCGUGUGUGCGCGUGUGUGUGUGCGUGCGUGCGUGCGUGCGUGCCUGUGUUACAAUACGUGGACUCGAGACACCAUGCACAGUUGACCAGUCAGUAAUGUUACUGCUGUUUUUUGCUGACUACAGUUCUCUGGCUUCGUUUGAGUUAGAAUUUCACUGAUGUUGAUGUCGACGCUGUGACCCAAGUUGUUGUUCUUGUUAUCGUGCUUGGAGACCGAACGCUUCAGUUUCUUCAGAUUUUUUUUUAUAAAUAUAUAUAUCUAUAUGUAGAUAUAUAUAUAUUCAUAUAUAUUUGGAGUUUAUGUUAUGUUUUUCUUGGAGCUUCCGUGACUGAACUCUACAACAUUUCCAGGUUAAGAGGAUCUGGGAGGCGAAACAGUCAGUUUCUC
Molecule: messenger RNA, 2523 nt
Organism: Scomber japonicus (chub mackerel)
Lineage: Eukaryota; Metazoa; Chordata; Actinopteri; Scombriformes; Scombridae
Gene: cdk17
Product: cyclin-dependent kinase 17
Exons: 17
Coding region: 275-1858 (527 amino acids)
Biological process (GO): protein phosphorylation
Cellular component (GO): cytoplasm; nucleus
Molecular function (GO): ATP binding; protein kinase activity
Source: RefSeq, a predicted model, not a curated record